AGGUGAAUCGAGAAAUACAUUUAAAUCUCGAAGACACAGAACUAUCAGGAAAAUUUCCUGGCAAGCUUCUUCUGCUGGCGAGCCUAAAAUUUGCUGCCAGCAUCGCCUCUGCUGCACAAUGUCUUCCAAACUCCCGGCAGAUCAAGAAUGCGAAUCAAUGCUAGGCUCACACUUCCCUCAAUCAAUAUCGCAUGAGGUUACUUCACACUAUGAUGCAAAAUAUACACAUAAGACGUCCGGAUUUCGUUCAACAACACCCACAGCGGCGGGAGCCACAUCAGAUAUUGGUGUAAUAGCAAAGUCUAACCUUGGGGACAACGACAUUCGGGAAGGACUUGGAAGUCUGAAUCGUUGGUCUCAGUCGACGAUAUCUAGCAGAGAUUCGUCAACAUUUCACCGUCGAGGUUCGUCCAGAGUGUUUUUCACAAGCAACGAAUUAUUGAAUGAUCCAAUGAGUCCAAACGGAAAGUCGGAAUCGAAACCUUCACACGCACCAAUUGUACGUACAGAUUCCGGGCAUCUUCAUCGCCAUCAUCGUACGCAGGAAUCGGUACCUCUAAAUCGCCACGAAAACUCCGCAUCGACCGCGAGUGAGGCUGCCACAUUUACCCCAGGUGCCUCGAAUACAAUGUCUUCGCACCCCGAUACACAAUUGUUUCAGAGCACCCAGCCUCUACCUAGCUUGUUUCAGAACCCGUGGACUGAGAGAAGCAAUUUAGGGCUUGAAAACGGGAGAUUAGAACCCGAUCACUUUACUGCCCAGUAUGCCUCAGAAUCACAUAGCCCUCGUACUCAGGGCUUGGACCUACCGGUCCCGACGAAUUUGCAAUUGUCUCCCGUGAAAAGCAAGGGUCAUGAGCGGAGGAAGCGAGGCCAAUCCCAGAAAGCAAUGCUCUCAAAAGCUCUACAGAAAGCGAACACCGCCGUCCUACUCGACAACGCCGCAAAUUUUGAGGGAGCGAUGGAAGCUUACAACGAUGCUUGCCAGUUACUUCAGUCGGUAAUGGAUCGAAGCGAUGGGGGCGAAGACGAGAGGCAUAAACUUCAAGAAAUACGUGAUACCUACAUGAUUCGUGUGACCGAGCUCCAACGUAUGGACUUCUCAAUACGGAGUAUGGACAGCAAAGCCCUCCCUGAGCGGCCUCGCAGUGAAGAGUCCUACGUCGAAUACUCGUCAGUACAGGACAACAAAGGCGGAUUAUCAAUAGGCGAGGGCUCUACCGGCUCACAGCACGGCUCCGAUGCGCAGUCGGUCUCAGAAAUGGUAGGGACGAUGACUGCCGGACAGCGCUCUCCGCGGCGGCUGUCGCUGUUACCAUCCGCUUUUGAUGACGAUGCAAACCCAAUUCUUCCCAAUGAUGACUGGGCGAGUCGGGCAUUGGCACCAAAGGGGAACAAGUCCCAGCCGCAAUAUCGAUCCAACGAGUACUCCAGGGGUUCGAUAACCUACACCGAAUCUGAUCCCGAGUCUAUCACUGGUCGAUGCGCCAUCGAUGCGCCAUUGUCCGAGAUGUCGUCGUUGGGUGCUCAUGUCAAAGGUGUUCACGAAACAACGUCCUGGCUCGAUACUAUCGACGAGUCCGGUGCUUCUUCACCUUCUUCUACCCACUCAAAUUCUUCGUCUAUUUAUUUACGUCAUAGAAAAGGCGAUCAAUCAAAUUACGGUACUGAAGCUGAAUUUGAUGCAGCUCUGGAUGCAGCCGUCGAGGCCGCUUAUGAUGAGAGCCUAGAGCUGGCAGCCGAAUCCGAGGUUGACAAAAGCGAUGUUGCAGGAUUUGCCUGUAUAACUCUUCAAUUGGCGAAGCAAAUGGCCGGCGAAUCAGAGAAAGAAACAGGAACGUCUUCAACACAUAGCCAGAAGAUGCCCAAUGCCUCUGACGAGCCAUAUCUUAACGGUCACCCCAGUCUUGAACUAGGGUACUUAGAUGAUGCUGAGGAAGAGGAGCGCCUGUUAGAUGAGAUGACGAGAGGCUAUGUGAUGGAUGAUUUUGAAUUUGGCAUUCAGUCUAAAUCCGCCCUGCCCAGGCAGCCAGGCACAAGCAGCCAGUCGAGUCGGUCACGGGAUAAUGUCAGGCCAACCACUAACCCCGGAACAACGGAUAUGGAACCACAUAUCGCACCCGAAAAUAUUAUCGACACCUGCACUUCUACUGCGCCAAAUAAUGACCUCGUAAAUCAGAUGACGAAGCCGGCAUUUGGCUCAAUGGUAGGGUCAAGUGUACGAGCACGAAGGUUGUCAGGACAGCCAACAACCGAGCUGAAGAUCGAGACGAAACCUCAUUUCGACAGUCAAUUGGAUGGUUCCUUGAUGCGACCCCCAGACUCAUUCACCUUCCGCUCAGAAACGAUCUCUAGGGAUACGCCAUUGCCGGGCAUCAUCAAUCAAACAAACAAGGCAUUAGGCUCCGCUUCUGGCUUGCGUUCAAUUGUACUAUCAAAGAAGCGCAACGUAUCAGUGGGCUCUUUUACUGAAGAUAUCCUGGCAAGUGCAACAGUCGGAAGGGCCCAAGGUAGUGGCAACGUUCGGCAUACGAAACUACCUUCGCCAACUCGAUCUAUUGGUAAAGUACCGUCGGCGCCAGAUAGUCUGGGCAGAUUACAUACCGGGUUGGGACCUUUUCGGACGCGGAAUAUUUCAACGUCCGGGACAGGAGUGCCCUUCGAGUCUCCAAACACGCCAUCAGAUAAUGUUUUCCUUGUGUCAGAAGCCCAGAAAGGGCCGAUGACUGCUACUUUACCUACCCUGCCCACACCAACCGGACAUAACAUCCCUGUAACUGGCCCACCGAGCGGAGGCCUCAAUUUGUUUGACACGAACAUUCACUCUCCAACUAGUCCGGGUUCGCCAAAUGUGAUGGUUGCUGACCCCCCUCUUCCUCUGGAGCCAUGUCCUGAAUCGUUUCUCUUACGGCCAUUCUGGCUCAUGCGAUGCAUCUACCAGACAAUAGCGCAUCCUCGCGGAGGCUACAUAUCCACGAAGCUUUUCGUUCCACGAGAUGUUUGGCGCGUGAAAAAUGUGAAAUUAAGGGCAGUGGAGGAAAAAGUCUCAAGCUGUGACUUGCUGACGGCUGCAUUGCUCAAAUUGGCCCAGGUUGAUACUUAUGAUGCCGAUGCAGUAUUAGAGGAAAUGCAGUCAUUGGAGAGUGUACUUGACCAGGUGCAGAUGCUGCUAUCAAAGAAGGUCGGAAGCGAAGUUGGGGUGCAAGGGGCCAUGGCUCUUCUGAAAUCUACCCUAUCCUCCGACGAUACAGCGAAUCUUGAUGCUUUGGUAUCUAAGCCAUCGACAGGACCUAGCAAGUCCUACUUAACAUCAUGGCGCAAAUUGCGUUCUAAGAAUUCUGGCCUUGCUGUCACAACCUCAACAUCUGCCUCGAAAGAGUCAAGCAAGGAUUUCUCGACUAGUAAUACUGUCCCAAUGACUUCGGUACCUGCUUCUCAGCACAAUAGACGCAAUGUUUCGCAUUUGCAAUCCAAUGGAGCUAACAACUACAUGGGAGCCCUCGCCCGGCUUUGUGAUGCCGUUCAAGUUCUAGAUCAAAUCGCACAACAGGUUGAAGAUCCCGGUCUGAAGCAUUCUUCUCCCACCCUUGUUGGCCUUGAAUUAAGCACUCGCCAUGCCGCAGAAUUCUUUGGCUUCUACAUAUGUCGAUUUGCACUGAACGAUAUCGGAUUAAUGCUGGAUAAGUUCAUCAAAAGGGGGAGUGAGUGGGUGCUUAUCUGAACACUACUAUGCCUAAUAAUACUCUGCUUUAUUGAUCUAGCACUAUUUUCACCUCCUGGUGCAACAUUCAGACUGUCUUGUCAGUUGGUAUAAUAGACUUAUUCUGAGUAUAUUGAUACCCAAACAUAUACUAGCCAUCAAAUGCUGCUUCAAGCCAGAUGAGACUUGAGACGCCGCGGGAAAAGCUUCAGGUUUAAAUCCCCUGGUCAUACGAGACACGCCUUGCGGUAAGCAUGAGGAGUCCCUCUUGUCUUCGAGCUUCUCUUAAAGUUUGAUUGUAUCUUGGCUGAUAAGCGGCUAA
Molecule: messenger RNA, 4022 nt
Organism: Aspergillus homomorphus CBS 101889
Lineage: Eukaryota; Fungi; Ascomycota; Eurotiomycetes; Eurotiales; Aspergillaceae
Exons: 3
Coding region: 119-3721 (1200 amino acids)
Source: RefSeq, a predicted model, not a curated record